CAGAAAAACUUUGUUAGGCGGUUAUAUAAAAGGCACAAAGAAACAAUACUUGAGCAGUCAGUUCCGAUAAUUCGCAAUCAUGGCACCAUCUAAGGUUUUCUUCAUCUUUGGAUUGUUGCUAAUCCUAAUUGUGGGAGUCUUCGCACAAGGUCGUGGUGGUUUUGGUGGCCGAGGUGGAGGUUUCGGUGGCCGAGGUGGUGGCGGCGGUUUUGGGGGUCGUGGGGGUGGAUUUGGUCGUGGAGGUGGAUUUGGAGGACGCGGAGGUGGAUUUGGGGGUCGUGGAGGCGGCCGAGGCUUCGGAAAGUGAUCCUGAACCAAAUUAAUGCUCCAUAAUAUAAUUUGCGUACGACAACGGAUAAAUGUAGUGUUCUGUGCAGCACAAAAUAAUGUGAUAAUUUAUUAUUUAAUUGCAUAAUGUGAACGGU
Molecule: messenger RNA, 425 nt
Organism: Spodoptera littoralis (African cotton leafworm)
Lineage: Eukaryota; Metazoa; Arthropoda; Insecta; Lepidoptera; Noctuidae
Source: the annotation of a GenBank genome assembly